This is a messenger RNA of Rodentolepis nana, 897 nucleotides long. The record is from the annotation of a GenBank genome assembly. Lineage: Eukaryota; Metazoa; Platyhelminthes; Cestoda; Cyclophyllidea; Hymenolepididae.
AUGGAGAUCGGCAACGCUAUUGACAUGAGUUUGGAUGACAUAAUCAAGCUUAACAAGAAAGCCAAGCAUCCCGUUGUUUCUAAGAGGGUAUCGGCUAAAAAGAGGCGUGGAAUUGUCGCAAAGAAGACGGCUGCUCUCCGCCCAUCUCUCUUAAAGAAUAUGAAGUCUCGGCAGACUUUGGCAGCUCAGGCGAUAUUUAAACGCGCAAAGCAGACUGCUGCCAUUGCUGCAAAAGUUGCUGCCGAUGCUGCAGCCUUGGUUUCGCCUUCCUACUCUGCACCCAAUACUGGUGUUACUCAAGCGAAUAAUCGGAGAAUGCUGGUUCAAAGACGAAUUAUGACCAAAAAACGAAUUUUAAUUCGCCAGAGGCAGCAGCAACAGCUUCGCAGAAGUCAAGAUCUCCGAAACCGUCUAAAUAACUUAACCCAGAGACAAAUUCAAAUACCCAUUCAACAACAAGCACGAUCUUUUAACCAAAGGAGAUCAUUUAAUCGUGGAAAUCGAAAUAACAAUAACGGAAAUUUGCCCCGAAUUCAACGUGUUAUCUCUAAUACUGCUGGUGGGAAUAGACAGUGGCAAAAUGCUACACAGGGAGUUAAUCGCUCCAGAUUCUCAAGAAGAGGUCAGUUGACUAGAACAGGAUCAAAUAACUCCAGGAUGUCAUCACUGCCUGCUUAUCAACAGUACAUUGAACAGGCUCGAGCUCUUAUUCGUGCCCAAAAAGAAAUGCGUAACACCCCCACCCCAACUAACGUCAAUAGAACCCGUCCCAAUCAAACUUACGCCAGAAAUAUCUUUGUGGAUGUACCGGUGAAGAAUAAUGGAGCAGGAGGGGACUUUCGCAGUGGCAAUCGUUUCGUUCGUGGUGGAAGAGGAGACCGUCGCUUUAGACGUUGA